This is a messenger RNA of Sorghum bicolor (sorghum), 2730 nucleotides long. Its product is annotated as DEAD-box ATP-dependent RNA helicase 14. Gene Ontology annotation, cellular component: cytoplasm; ribonucleoprotein complex; nucleus. Gene Ontology annotation, molecular function: protein binding; ATP binding; RNA helicase activity. Lineage: Eukaryota; Viridiplantae; Streptophyta; Magnoliopsida; Poales; Poaceae. The transcript has 14 exons. Bases 189 to 2339 code for a protein of 716 amino acids. The record is from RefSeq and is a predicted model, not a curated record.
UCCCCUUUUCCCCUUUUUAUUCGUCGACGCAUACUUGACCCGGCUGUAGCUGUACCGGAGAUAGAGCGAGGGUUCGGUGACGAGAAAACCCCAAUCGCCUCCGCCCCCCCUCCUCUACUCCGGCCGCAGCCGCCGACGUCGCCACGCGCAUUCCGCCGCGCCAAUCGGGUACACGAGAAGGGUUGCGGAUGGAGUCGUCGGCGUCCGCGCCGGCGUCCAAGGGCCCGCGCUACGCGCCGCCGGAUCCGACGCUCCCGAAACCGUGGAGGGGGCUCAUCGACGGCAACACGGGGUACCUCUACUUCUGGAACCCGGAGACCAAGGUUACGCAGUACGAGCGCCCCGUCGCGGCCGUGCCUUCCUCCCCGUCGCAGCCGCCUGGCUACUCCAGGCACGAUGAGAAGCCGAGAAGCAGCGCACCUUCCGAGCAGCGCUCGGAAGCUGCGGUGAGCCGCCAGCAGUAUGUGCCUCCCUCCGAUAACAGGGCAAGGAAUGAUCACUCGGAGCCACGCUCUGCAUCUGGAGUGAACCUUUCACAAAGUGCUCCAUCCACUAAUCAGGUUUCUCAGGCUGCCAAUGGAAGCCAAAUGUCGACAGAAGCAUAUCGUGCUAAGCAUGAGAUUACCAUUGUUGGCAAUGAGGCACCUGCGCCAUUCAUGACAUUUCAGUCCACAGGCUUCCCAUCAGAGAUUCUAAGGGAGCAGGCUCUUCAAGUCAACAAUCCAAGUCGUGGUUCGACCUGUUUGUUGUCUUGUGCAGCCUCCUGUGGUUUGAAACAGCUCACUAUUUUGUUCAGUCUCCAACUGCAUGAUGUUUGGCUUGGCUUCUGUGUUCUGCAAGCAGGUUUCUCAGCACCAACUCCUAUCCAAGCUCAGUCAUGGCCAAUUGCUAUAAAGGGUCGUGAUAUAGUAGCUGUGGCGAAGACAGGUUCAGGAAAAACAUUGGGCUAUCUCCUCCCAGGGUUUAUUCUUCUGAAGCGCCUGCAGCAUAAUUCAAGGGAAGGUCCAACAGUAUUAGUUCUGUCUCCAACCAGGGAAUUGGCAACACAAAUUCAAGACGAAGCAAUCAAGUUCGGAAGAUCUUCAAGAAUAUCUUCUACUUGCUUAUAUGGAGGUGCUCCAAAAGGCCCUCAGCUAAGAGAGUUGGAGCGUGGUGCCGACGUUGUUGUCGCAACUCCUGGGAGAUUGAAUGACAUUUUGGAAAUGAAUAAAGUGAGCCUGCGCCAAGUGUCUUAUCUUGUCCUUGAUGAAGCUGACCGUAUGCUUGAUAUGGGAUUUGAGCCACAAAUAAGAAAAAUUGUGAAACAAAUACCACCUAGACGGCAAACUCUUAUGUACACUGCCACAUGGCCAAAAGAGGUUAGAAGAAUAGCGUCGGAUUUACUGAAUAACCCAGUUCAAGUUAACAUUGGAAACACUGAUCAGCUGGUUGCAAAUAAGUCAAUUACUCAGCAUGUGGAAGUCAUCCCACAUAUGGAGAAAUCAAGACGACUUGAUCAAAUCUUGCGGUCACAAGAUCCUGGAUCAAAAAUCAUAAUAUUUUGCUCCACUAAGAGGAUGUGUGAUCAGUUGGCUAGAAACCUAUCACGGCAGUAUGGUGCUUCUGCUAUUCAUGGUGAUAAAUCACAGUCUGAGAGGGAUUCUGUGUUGAAUGACUUUCGAAGCGGCAGGUGUCCAGUACUUGUAGCCACUGAUGUGGCCGCUCGAGGCUUGGACAUAAAGGACAUCAGGGUCGUGGUUAAUUAUGAUUUCCCAACUGGUGUGGAGGACUACGUCCAUAGAAUUGGGAGGACUGGUAGGGCUGGUGCGACAGGUUCUGCCUACACAUUCUUCGGUGACCAGGAUUCGAAGUACGCUUCAGAUCUUGUCAAGAUUUUGGAGGGUGCAAACCAAUCUGUGCCACAACAAUUAAAAGAAAUGGCUCUUCGUGGAGGAUAUGGUGGAAGAUCACGUCGGUGGGCAUCUUCUGAUGACUCUUAUGGUGGUCAAGGAUAUGGUGCUAAAAGAUCAACUGAUAGCUUCAAUAACAGCAGCUUCGGCAACCAGGCUGGGGGUGGUUCAAGCUUUCACUCGAGCUUCCAUAACAGCUCCAGUGGCAAUCAGUUUGGUGAUACUACGAGCUUUCAUGGCAGCUAUGAUAACAGCAGCCGCAACAAUCAGACAGGUGACAAUGCGAGCUUUCCACCCAGCUCCAGCAACAAUCAGUCUGGGGAUGGUCUCAGUUUUCAUGAAAGGUUCUAUGGAUCACGUGGAAGGGACCAGAGCAAAACAAGCAAUGAUGGAUUCCGUGCAAGGAGCAGAAGUCCUCCUGGCAAGCCCGUGGGAGUUUCCAACUGGUGAUUGCAUCCACUAGGUGCAAUCCAAUUUUCGCGAUGGUGACGAAACCAAGUAGAACUGUAGAAGAUGGUACCCUAACAAGUUAUAUUAUUUCCUUUUCUUAUCCUGCUUAAAUCCAAGAAUUUCCUGGAACAUCACUAACUUAGGAUAUGGGUGAUGGUCUGAUCCCUAAUGGUCACCUGCUAUUUUGAUUUGACGCCUGGGAGUCGCCUGAUUCCGUACCAUAUGCCUGUGGUCGUAGGUUGUAAAGCGUUAAAACUUGACUUUGCUAAGUAUACCUAAUGCUAUGACCCAACCCUGGGUAAACAAGCGCAUUGGGAUGAAUUUUGGACAAAACCAUGGACAACUGAUAUUUUAAUGUUAUGUACAAUCUAUGUCGAAGACUGUUUGUAAA